Molecule: messenger RNA, 3428 nt
Organism: Tachysurus vachellii
Lineage: Eukaryota; Metazoa; Chordata; Actinopteri; Siluriformes; Bagridae
Exons: 16
Coding region: 89-2602 (837 amino acids)
Cellular component (GO): intracellular membrane-bounded organelle; early endosome membrane
Molecular function (GO): phosphatidylinositol binding
Source: RefSeq, a predicted model, not a curated record
CAUUUCAUUUAUCCGGAAGUGCCAGUUUAUAGUCGGAGUUAAGUCUGAAACAGACGUCUUUAUCUGAAGCGAAAAAGAAAAGCUAGAAAUGUAUCUUUGGAGUCAUAUAUUCACUGUAUUUUUAGGUUUGUUUUGGUAUUUUUCAGAGUUGGGACCAUUUUUGAUCCAGGUGUGCUGCUGUGCUCUGUUUUUUCUUAUCAUUUUUCUACCUGAAGGCAAUAGCAAAUCUUGUGAAAGUGGCACUCAAACGGAAUGUGACUCUGAUCGAGCUAUAAUAUCUCAGCUACAGCAAAAAAGUGAGACCGGCCAUAUAGUUGGCAGUGAUGCACCAGACUCAGCAGUCCGGGUUGUACAGAAAGCAUCUCCGCAGUCACAGUAUCCAAAUAUCCAACAGUCACUUCAGCACAUGUUUAAGCGUGCCUACACUCACCUGGUCCUGCCAUGGAGCACUAUUCCAGAAAUUGGAGACAGUCAGUCUCUACAUCUAGCAUUGCUCACUGAAUUCAACUUGGUCAUGGAUGAGAUCAUUUAUAAGGCCAAAGACAUAGAUCUCUCAGUCACUGCUCUUGGCUGCAUUCAGAUCCUCACCAAGCACCUUCACAACACAAAGCAGCCAGAUGGGUCCACGGCAUUUAGUUCUAAGGCUGAAGAGAUUGCUGAAAUUAGGAGCUUCUGUAGAGCCCUCAUACACAAUCUUUUGCCAAAACAUCUCUGGGAACCAAAUGUCUACUACUGUGCCUUCCAAGAAAUUAUGGCUUUGAAAGUGCUGGAAUUUGUGACAUUGCUCUCUGACCCAGACAACUUGAACCACCUAAUUGUUUCACAGCUGGACCAAAGACCCCUGGAAACCACGAUUAUGGAAACUCCUGACCCAGAUAGGGACAUUUCUUCUUCAGAGCUGAGUGAGAGCACUGAUGUGCUGCAGAGUGAAACAGAGGAACAUCCAUUUGAAGAACACAAAGCUGAAACAAAAGGCAAAAAGAAAAAAAGCAUUCAUAACAUUGUCAAUCAUAUGAAAACAAAAUUAAAGAGGAAAAAGAAAAAAGUAAAAGAGGGACCCGUGUCACACCGCAGGGCUGCAGUAAUAGUGAACGAAGGUACAAACAGCAACGAGGGCUCCAUCUGUGAAAGUGCUGAUGAUCAUUCUGAUAAUUCUGUGUGGUCUCUAGAGGAGGAUAGGAUGGAAUUUAAGCUCUCCUACGAGAUGUGGAGGGUUGGAUUUUGGGCAGUUACUGUCACUAAUGUCCAGAUGGAAGGAGAUGAGUUGUGUUUCACAUUUCACUUGGAGGACAGCAAUAAUCCUGAGAACCUCCACUGGGAUGUGAAAAGGAACCAGUCAGAGAUAAUACAGUUUUAUGAUCAAUGCAAGAAAAUAGGACACUUGCUUUCCUUAAUGACUAUGGUGGAAAAGCCAAAAACAGAGUGGAAUAAAGAAGAAGCGAGAGAGAUUUUGGAAAAAUCCUUGCAAGAUCUGGUGGCGAAUGCAGAAUUUGGCAACUCUGAGCUUGUAUUCAAGUUCCUUGGUCCAAUUGACUGGAUGCAGCAUGAAGAAGAGCAUUAUGGAGGGGUGUGGUUUCUUUUGGGGGAGAUUGCAUCCUUUCUCACUCUUGGCCAAAACGAUGAUGAGAUUUGUAACCUUAAAGGGGACGAGAAGGAACAGGAAGUCAUGUCCGAAUGCAGUAAAUCCAAGGCCAUACCUCAACAUGAAUUGUGUGCAGAGAGACCACACAAAGCAACUGAUGAUGAGUCAUUAGAGGCAGAUGGAGGACACUUGAUCACAUCUGAUCAGAUGCCCACAUGCACGGGUGAACAACAAAACACAGACCACACUGCACAUCCUAUUAAACUUGAAGAUGUCAGUGUAAAUAUAGCACAGUUUGCCGCAAGGACAAAAUUCCUUAAAUUCGAAAAUAAAUUGAAACAUGCUGCAGCUUGCAGUCCAUCUGAAAGUUACGAGGAUCAUUCGAUCCAUUCCUCAAGUGAUACUCUUUCAGACUGCAAAUAUACUGGGUAUGUAAGCCAGGCAGAAGAUCUGCCACACAGAAAAUCACCAGAAAGAGACAAACCUGAAAAGAAGGAGGAAGACCCUCAUCUUGAAGAGUCGCCAAGCCAGCCAUCAGGAGAUAAGAAAAUGUCCGUCUCUAUGGAACAACCUAUAGCCAAUAAAGUGAUAUUUGAUUUACUGAAGGAAAUCUCUGGAAAUUCAUACACCUUUAAAAUCAUGAAGGCUGUUGUAACACCAUUUACAGCAGUGAUAAAUAAGAAAAUGAAUGCUUUUUUGAAAAAUCUGAAUCCUUCAGAAGCUCAGAUUGCCACCUACAUCGAAAGCCUUUGUGAGCGCAUAUGGCCUGACCGGGUUGUACCGCAGCCGCUAACUCAAAACAGUGACAACAAGAAUGAGAUCAAGCAGAAAGCGAUGCAGAUCAUGACUUCCAAGUUUGCAGGCUUAGCCAUCAUCAACAAAACCAAUGUGGAGAGCAUUUUUAAGACAUUUCAGAAUGCAGAGGAAAACAAGAAGCUGGUUUAUAGGUUGCUGGGGUAUCUAUUAAGAAGGCUUUUGCCUGGGGAACCUGGUUCUAAUGUGAUAUCCAACUACAUGUAAAGCCUUCUUAUUAACCAACAAAUGAAUGAAUAUUACAGGUUUUAAGUCUUUAUUAGAUGCCUUGUUCUAUUUCAUAUGGAUAAUGUGUGAACCUGGUGGUCCACAACCACUUACAAGUGAAACAGAAUAUACCUCAGAUUAAGGACUUUGUUCAGUGGCUCAGCAGUCACUUUGGCAGCUCAGGGACAUGGGCUCAUACAUUUUUUUUUGAUAACUUGAUGGUGAAAUCUUUUAGAAUUUUUUUACCUGUUUUGCAAAGUGCUGUAAAACCAAUGCAACUAAAAGCAUUUUUUAUCCUGAAAUUUGAAGACCUUUGUUAAUGUGACCCAAAAUGUGCAAAUAUAUGUACAUAUUUUGUACAGGUGAUGCAAUUUUUUGUACAUUAAGGUUGUUCUAUGUCAAAUGUGACCUGUUCUAUUGACCUACACUUUGGAAUAGCCUCCAUCUCCAAGUUAGAUCUGGUUUAUCUAUUAAAUCUAUUAGUUAGCUAUCUGUUUUUGUUUUGUAUGUAGCACCAGAGUAUUGGAGAAACAUUCUCAUUUUAUUAUGUACUGUGUCAGCUAGAUAUGGUUGAAAGCUUCUUGACUUGACUAAAUCUCUGGUUUUAAAUCUACAGCCAAUUUUUUUAUUCUAGAUAUAUUAAAAAAUCCUAAUCACAGUUUGUCCUGCUCAACAUAUUACUUUACUGUUUGCAUUUUUAACUGUGAUUAAUUUGUUUAUUUCGAAUUCAACGAUAAUCAUGCUGCCUCCUAAUGUACAGCACCUUGGUCUACUCCUGUUGUUUGAAAUGUGAUUUAUAAAUAAACUUGACUUGAGAUGUAUUUAA